Molecule: messenger RNA, 2354 nt
Organism: Dreissena polymorpha
Lineage: Eukaryota; Metazoa; Mollusca; Bivalvia; Myida; Dreissenidae
Exons: 4
Coding region: 48-1226 (392 amino acids)
Molecular function (GO): protein binding
Source: RefSeq, a predicted model, not a curated record
AUUUAACAUUAAUUUCAGUUUCGAACUGCUCAUACCAGGAGGAAAACAUGAAUACACAAAGUCACGUUAAGGCGAUGGAUUUGUAUUCACCGUUACCAGACGCGCACAGAUAUUACGCUGCUACUUUAGGAAUCAACACAGAGUUUGGAUGUAACGUUAAUUCUAUCACUAACGGUCGUAUAAUGAAGUUAGUUAGACAAUCAUCGACUGUUGAGCCGUUACCAGGGAAUGGCGACUUUAAUGUAGGAUAUGGUGAUUCUUUGAAUAUACACAAUGUUGGAGAAUUCGGUGCGUAUAUAAACCGCCAGAACAGCGUUAACGAAGAAAGAGAAAAGGAACGCCUUAUGAAAAGCGAUGAAAGCUCUUUGUGUGUAGACCUUGAACAUUCACCGAAAUUACCUGCCGACGGACAAAGUCAAAAGGUAAAAGUAUUUAAUCCAGAUACGGAGGAAUACGCACUGAGUCUGAAGAAAGAUGAUGAACUUUACACAGAAAAACGGACCGAAGACAUGUCUGAGACAUGUAAUAACUCCCCGCAGUGUGGGGACGUAGAGUGCGGGAAGGAGACACAGAGGGAAGCCGUGUCUUCACGGAGGAGGACAUUGGGUCUUUUGUUUAUUGGUUUCCUUGUCGGCUGCCUGCUUACCUGUGCUGUUCUCAUACCGGUCCACAUUCAGAUUAUGCAGCAACGCUAUAUACCGCCUGAGCCUUCACCUCCGCUGUAUUUGGAAUCCCACAGUGACGAAUGGCCAACGUUUAUAGAGCUGACGCGACCAGCCGGCGACACGCGACCCCUGGCAAAGUUUCUACUAGACCAGGAGACGCUAUAUGGCCAUGGAACCAUCCGAUGGAAAGCUGCAUCCGAGACACUGAACUCCACCAUCACAGCCAGCGGGAACGAGUCCUGCGUCAUUGUACCGGAAGACGGUUUCUACUGCGUCCUCUCGCAGCUCACCUACGCCUUUACUGGAAGUACGAUGGCAAAACAGGUGGGACAUAGUCUGCUGGUGGUUCACGACGGGGCGGAGAACGUAGUCCAGAAGAAACUCAUAACCGUGCCCUUCCGGGACACGAGCCUCCCCCGGAACCAGAAGGUGCUGGAGCCCAGCAAUCUGCUCACGUACGUGCUGACUAAGGCCGGGGACAAGAUCUGCGUCAACGCCGAGCCCCCGGAGCUGCUGUACGUCGCCCCGCUUGAUAACGUCCUUAUCGUCGUGAAACAAUGACCACCUUAUGUCACGGUACCGAACAUAGCUGAUUCGCAGUGUGAGCGGCCCGAUUAGCUCACUGUGUAGAGCACGAGCCUUGAUAAGGGGAGGUCCCUAGUUCGAGUCCAGGAACACCUGAACACUUUUCACAAACCGCCGACAAUGGACGCCCAACGUUGGACCGUGGCACUUGCAGCUCCCCAUAGAACCUGCCCGUGGAUUCGUCGGCGUCAGUUAUACACUCUCACCGGUUAAUCGAAAUAACUCAUUGUUCUUUUCCGUAUGUACGAUCGUGCGUACGACCCUAAGCUUGUGUUUUCCACUCGAUGAAUCGCGCUCAAACUUUCACAUUUGAAUGCAGGGCUUACUCUGCCAUUCACCAAAUUAGCCAAUGGCUACAAAUUUACUUAUUUGGCUAAAAAAAUUCUAUUUGGCUACAACUUUUUCUUCAUUAAAACCAAAAAAUAGCCAAAAAUCAAAGAAUUUUGCCAUAGCAAGGCCAAUUUGGCUGAAGAAAUUGUUGAGCCGGGGGAAGCCCUGGAAUUACCUUUAAGUUGCGACCAGAACUAUGACCAUUCGUCUUAGCAUGGAAUUCAUUAUCACAUAUGUAUUUAUUGUGUUUACAUAUUUAAAUAUGUAGGAGAUGCACCGAUUGCAUUCACAACUCUAAGCUUAUGGCGCAUUGUAAUUAUCGUUCGGAAAAUGCGGGUAACUUAUGUUUCAAUGCAUGUAUAAAGUGACUUUCAUACAAUACAAUUGAACGUUUUUAAUUGUUAAUGUUAAUGAAUGUACAAAUAUUUCUCAUACGUUGUUAUGAGGAUGACGGUUGUCUAGUCAGCAUUAAAUGUCUUAAUAUGUAGAUCAUUUAUAGCUGUCUUUAAUAAAGUUAAUAAUGUACAUGUUAUUCGUUUGCUGUGAUAUUGGUUUGUAUUAAAUGGAGAGUGAGGGACAAACUAUAUAUUUACACACGGUGCUUACACGUUAAGUGACACAUAUAUGUGUAUACAUGUAUUCACGUGUAAUUUUAGAACGUAUGACAGUUUAAAGUGGACCAACUUAUCGAUGUUAUAUUGUGUUACUAAUGUUAAAUUAUCGAUGAAAUAUUGUGUUAUAAAUGUUAAAUUAUAAAUAAAGGUGUUUAUGGUG